Messenger RNA from Erythranthe guttata (spotted monkey flower), 2044 nucleotides. The record is from RefSeq and is a predicted model, not a curated record. NCBI's taxonomy places the organism in Eukaryota, Viridiplantae, Streptophyta, Magnoliopsida, Lamiales, Phrymaceae.
UUAUGAUAUCAAGACUUUGUUGAAAGCCAUGAUUGAAUCUGGGGGUGGAAGUGCUUCAGAUUUAAUGCACUUGGAUACUUUACAGCGCGUGCUAUGGGAGUUGCUAAACAACAAAAGAUAUUUGCUUGUAUUGGAUGAUGUUUGGAACGAGGAUCAAGAGAAGUGGUCUGAAUUAAGAAAUGCAAUGUCGUGUGGCUCAACUGGGAGUUCAAUUAUUGUCACUACACGCCUCAAAAAGGUUGCUGACAUAAUGGGAACACUGCCACCACAUUACUUAAAGGGAUUGUCAAACGAGCAUUGUUGGAUGUUGAUGCGUGAACGAGCAUUUGGACAUGAGAAAGAGGAAUUUCCAAGCCUGGAAGCUAUUGGGAUGCAAAUUGUGAACAAGUGUGCUGGUGUUCCUCUAGCUGCUAAGGCGCUCGGAGGUCUGUUGCGGUUUAAGAGGACUGAGAAAGAGUGGAAUUAUGUAAAAGAAAGUGAAAUAUGGGAAUUACCUCAUGAAGAAACUCUGAUACUACCAGCCUUGAGAUUGAGUUACCAUCAUCUCCCUUUAUCAUUGAGACAAUGUUUUGCUUAUUGUGCAGUUUUUCCCAAGGAUACUUUUAUCCGGAAAGAAGAGUUGAUCUUUAUGUGGAUGGCGCAUGGCUAUAUUUCAUCAAAGGGAGCAUUGGAAGUGGAGGAUGUUGGCAAUGGCAUAUGUAAUGAGCUAGUUUUGAGAUCGCUCUUGCAAUGCGUUCCACAUACAAAUAACUCAACUCUUAUUAUGCAUGAUCUUGUUCACGAUCUCGCCCAAUCAAUCAUGGAGAACAAAGUUCCUGGAACACAAGUCCAAAGGACAAACUUCAGAAGUGCAGUGUCGUCUAAUAGCAAAAUUCGCCAGGUAAAUUUGAGGAAAAAGUUCAUUCUCUUUCCUACUAGUAAUCAACCAGAGAUGGACAUGCCUCUCGUCUUGAAUAACUUUUUGCGUUUGAGAAUAUUAGAUGCAAGUUAUACAGGGAUAGAAAAUUUGCCUUAUGUGGUAGGCAAUCUGAAACAUUUGCGACACUUGAAUUUGUCUGGAUCUGAAAUUCGUAGCCUACCCGACUCGCUAUGUAGUCUUUGGAAUUUGCAUGUUUUGAAUUUGGAUGGCUGCAGAAAGCUAGAGGCUUUACCGAAGAAGAUGAGGUACUUAAUUAAUCUCCGUCAUCUAUUUUUGGAAGAUUGUGAAUCAUUAACGGAGAUGCCAUCUAAAAUUGGAGAACUUACUAGCCUUAGAACAUUGAGUUUGUUCAUAGUGGGUCAUAAUAAAGAUAGUCCACUUGAAGAAUUGAAAUGCUUGAAGCUGGGUGGUAAGCUUAGAAUUCGUAAUCUGGAGAGAGUGAAAAAUCCUAUGGAUGCAAAGAAAGCAACUCUUGCUGAAAAAGAAAAUCUUCGUCAUUUGUGUUUAGAGUGGAAGCCUGAGAAUACUGCAUCAAAAUCAUCGGAGGAAGAAGAUAUAGUGAGAGAUGAAAAGGUGUUGGAAGCACUUGAGUCUCACCCAAAUCUUGAAACUUUAGAUAUAAAGGGAUUCAGGGGUAGGUGUUUUCCAGUUUGGAUGUCGAAUUCAUCUCUGGAGAAACUAGUUGGAGUAUAUCUAAAAAAUUGUGAGAAUUGUUUGCAUCUUCCACAGCUGGGAGAGCUACCUCAUCUUAAAUCCUUGAGUUUAAAGAAUCUCGCUCGGGUGGAGUACAUACUUGAAGAUCAAAGUGGAAAUCGAUCAACGAGCGUACAACAGUUCCCAUCUCUGGAAACACUGUAUUUAACAACUCUCCCCAAAAUGAAAGGGUUGUUAAAGGAGCAAGUGACGAUGGGAUCGGCUGAAGCAUUCCCAAAUCUCGAGGAGCUACAGAUACUAGACUGCUCUUCGUUAAAACUGCCACCACUCUCGUCAUCUCUUAAAAAGUUGAAGAAAUUGGGAUGCAGUAGCUUAACUCUGGCGUCAUUGUCUGACGUGGAUCUGAACACUCUUACCGAACUUUUCGUGGACUUCAAGGAGAAUACGGCGACAUGUAUCUCAAUUGAGACU